AUGAGGUUCCUUCCAACCACUCUUUACCUCCUCACCUUUCAGGCGCUUGUGGUGGUGGCUCUUCCUCAAGAUGAGCUGGGGCCACAAGGCCAGGAGGAUCCUGCAGCCCUUGAGAUCCUUGAUAUCCCCAAGUCUCAGGUUGAAUUCGACAAGGAAUCACAAGAGAGAAUCUAUCAAGGUCGGGAUCUACCCAGCGUUGCAACUUCUGUGAUGAGCACGGAAAUCUCCAGUGGGGGCGAUGCGCACGCCAGCACUCUGUAA
Molecule: messenger RNA, 261 nt
Organism: Penicillium malachiteum
Lineage: Eukaryota; Fungi; Ascomycota; Eurotiomycetes; Eurotiales; Aspergillaceae
Exons: 3
Coding region: 1-261 (86 amino acids)
Source: RefSeq, a predicted model, not a curated record